AUUUACGGGGUGCACCUGAACGCCUCAACAUUCUGCAUGUGGAAGUCAGCUGCGGUGGCUAAAUGCUAAGCGCAACGAAUCAUUUCUGAAUUAAAAUUAAAACAAAACACCGGGUUUACGACACAAAGAGCUCGGCUUUGAGGGCGAGUCGGUAAUUGUUGAGGCGCUUUCGCAGCACUUCGUCUCACCUGGGGGAACAACGUCGUUCUAUAAAGCAGCGUUAGCUCGUCCCAUUUACCCAUGUCAGUUGAGCUGCUUGCGGCACAAGAUGCGGAGAUGUUCACAACGAGUCUGUCAUCAGAAGAGCAGAGAGAGCUGGCAAGGAAACUCACCACCGUUCUGUCUCAGUACAGACACUUCUCCGAUUCCUACAUCAUUGAGUUCUUCACUGAGGAUCUCUGGCACACAUUACCCAGCACCUGGCAGCCGGUUCUGCAGGACCUCUCGUAUCCACAGAUUGCAGACCUCUUACUGGAUGCUGCGCAUGGAGACAGGAGGUAUCCUACCGUGUGGCCCCUGUCCCUGUUAGCUUUCCGUGCCACCGCUCAUGCUCUGGCGUUUUCCAGAGGGUGCAGGCGGGAGCGAGGCCGGGUAGCCGGCUCGGUCAAACCCAAGGAGUUCCAGGAGAACCAGAGUCAGAGCUCGCUGCUGGGCCACAUCUUCAGGAAGCACGUGAAACCCAAGAAACAGCAUGAGAUCCUCAAGCUGGGCAGGCUAGUAAAAAAACUGUGUGACCAGACUGACUGCAACAGAGUGGUGGAUGUCGGCUCUGGACAGGGUCACCUGACUCGUUUCCUGUCCUUUGGGCUCGGACUGUCUGUGACUGCCAUAGAGGCAGAUCCCACGCUACUCGCCAUGGCAUCCAAGUUUGACAGACAGUUGCUGUGGGCGCUAGAGAAGGAAAAGCAGAAAAAGAACUUUUUGUCUCCAUUUCCAGCAGGGGGGGUUCGGGGUUUACCCAUCCGUCAUGUGGCCGGAUGGGUAAACCCCAAAUCAUCGUGGGAGGCUUUUAUCAAGCAGCUGAGUACAGAAGACUGUUUCAGCGGAAGUCCUCCAACUCCACCCGUACCAAGCAAAAAGAGACUGCGGGGCUCUGAGCAUUGCCAGGGGCGUUUCCAUGAGGCCCAGACCUCACCAUCUCAUCACUCUGAUACCUGCUCACAGGACUUUGAAUCGCCAUCACAACACCAGCUGAAAGAGUCAGAAGAGCAGUCAUCUGCUGAAAGCUGCUGCCCAUGCAUCAAGCCUGUCUGUCAAGAGGGGAAUCACACAAAAGAAAACAGCCUGCGAGGCUAUCCAGACUUCGUCCUGACUGGUCUUCAUGCCUGCGGCGACCUUAGUGCCACCCUCCUCCGCCACUUUGUCAGCUGCCCGCAUGUUCGUGGCAUCACCUCUGUGGCAUGUUGCUACAUGAAAAUCACAACUGAAGAAAACCCCACCCCUCCAGGACUGGUUGAACCUCCCACUCCGCUGACGCUGGGUCACGAAUCAGUUCCUUCAGAGUUUGGCUACCCGAUGAGCUCCUGGGUGCGGGGGUUGUCGGAACAUCAGCUGUCCUAUAAGGCACGGGAGGGUGCGUGUCACGCCGUGGAGGACUACAUACGGAGGCUCAGGGAGGAGAGUGAGCUGCUGAGGAUACACUGUUACCGGGCGAUGCUGGAGAAUUUCAUCAGGGAUACGAGACCGGAUCUACGAAGGGCAGGGAUCCAGACCAUAAAGAAAGCCCACCUAUUGCCAUUUACAGAGUAUGCCCGUAUGGGUCUGGCUCGGGUCGGCCUGCCUCCUGAGUUACCCCUGGACCCAGAGCGGGUGGAGAGCAUGUUGCGGCAGCAGGGCAGGGUGGUGGUGUACUUCAGCCUGGCCCUGCUGCUGGCUCCUGUGGUGGAGACGCUGGUGCUGCUGGACAGGAUAAUCUACCUGCAGGAGAAUGGUGUGGACAGUCAGCUGGUUGCUCUGUUCGACCCAAACUUCUCUCCAAGAAACUUUGUGCUGAUGGCUCUGAAGCCGUGUGAACAGGGAGGACAAAGUCCUCGGUAAAAGCAGGUUGUUCACUCUCCUGCAGAUGUCCAUCUUUUAUUUGGCCACACUGGUAAACAACAGGAGUGUUGCCUUUAAAGUAGACCCUGCUGAACACACUCAGUCAAUCACCAAGGUAACAAACUCCUGAAAGCUCACCCUGCUGUCCAGAUCAUCCAUGAUCUCUGCCACCCUUCUGGAGCCCCAGCUGUCCUGGAAUACGGAAAUAGGGAAAGAAGAGAUUCUUGAAUCCACUCCCUGUCGGUGAGACAGACUGACGAGAAAAUGGCCCAGUUACCUUCACAUAGUGGCUCAGCUCUGUUUGUAUCAGUCUUUUUUUAGCUCCAGAUGAUCCAGCUUGAACUUAUCGCCACCCUGGAGGAGUAGGCCGUAAACACCUCGAUGAGGGUGUCCACGGCCGAUUUCAGGUUGCUCGGUCUUGUGCACAUUUCAGUGCCAAGUGUCUGGAGUGGAAGUCUGCAGAGUGUGAGAUCAGACAGAAUUAUACUAAUAAUAACAUGAAAGCUUUGCUUUUUGAUUGAAAAGAAAGCUGAGGUUUGUUUGAGGGGCCAUGUGACCUACAAUUCACUCUGAGCCUCCCUGAGGUUGUCUAGUUUAUUACUGAUCAGCUACAGUCCCUUUAAAAUACAUUUUAAAAAGUACAUUCAUUUUAUAUUUUCUCGACAAAUAUUUUGAGGGCAGCACAUAGUAGUCCUAACAUUUUUGAAUUGUAUUUAAUUUAAAUAUUGCUUGUAUAUUGCCUGUCUGAAACUCAAAUAAAGAUCUGACAUAGA
Messenger RNA from Scophthalmus maximus (turbot), 2810 nucleotides. RefSeq names its product methyltransferase like 25B (gene mettl25b). NCBI's taxonomy places the organism in Eukaryota, Metazoa, Chordata, Actinopteri, Pleuronectiformes, Scophthalmidae. The record is from RefSeq and is a predicted model, not a curated record. The coding region runs from base 241 to 2037 and encodes 598 amino acids. The transcript is spliced from 8 exons. Gene Ontology annotation, molecular function: rRNA (adenine-N6,N6-)-dimethyltransferase activity. Gene Ontology annotation, biological process: rRNA modification.